AUGGCGCUGCGGAAGUAUUCUACGGAAGAGCAGAAGCGGGUCAAAGCUACCUUACGUCACCUAGAUACGGCGGUGGCGGUUUUGCAGCAGGAAGUGAUGCGGCACCCUUACUACUCCGCCCGAAAGGAGGAGCUGAGGGUCAAGGAGUCUCAAUUGGCAGCUUAUCUCGCCUCGGAGCAGGAGAGGCUGUCUCUCAUGGCUGGUGUCAAGGAGCUGCAGGAGGGGGAGAUGCCCGGCAAGCUCAUGUCUGCGAAGGUUAAAACACGGAAGGAAAAGACAAUCAUUACAUCGCUGCAGUGGAAUGGUGUGGUGCGGAAAGACUCCAAGGGGAUACUGGAAGUUGCAUCUGAGUUUUACGCGGAUCUGUUCUCGGAACCUACCCCAUCCGCGGACAGCUCACACUGGCCGAUCGCCCCUGACAAAAGAAUAGGAGAGGCGCACGCUCAACUGCUGGUGGCGGAUUGGUCUGAGGCGGAGGUAAAAGAGGCCCUGGACGGUAUGGCGAAAGGCAAAUCUCCUGGCGCCGACGGGAUCCCGAAUGAGUUCUUCUGCCAGCACUGGGACUCGCUGGGUGGUGAUCUGCUCGGCUUCGUAAAAAGGCUGGCUGACGGAGUUUCGCUGAUCGCGGACAUCGUCGAAGCGGCGAAAUGCAAGGACGAGGAUUGGUACCUGCUAUUGGUGGAAUUUCAGAAGGCCUUCAAUUCUGUCUCGCGUGAAUACCUCUUUGGCACGAUGGAGAGGAUGGGUUUCCCGCGGAAAUUUGUGCAGUGGUGUGAAGGUCUUCACGCGGGGUCGACGACGAGACUGCUGCUCAACGGCUGGCUAGGGGAGCCGGUGGCGGUCAGGAAAGGGGUACAGCAGGGUUGUCCGCUGGCGCCCUAUCUCUUCCUCUGCGCGGUGGAGCCUCUUUGCCAAGAAGCAAGAAGGCGGAAAUUGGGGAUCAGUAACCCGUACGGGAAUUGUCUUGCGUACCUGGGGUAUGCAGACGACACCACGCUGGUGCUCAAGGGGAAAAGGCAGAUUGGCCGGGCGGUGAAGCUGCUGAACGAGUUUGGAGAGAAGUCAGGUCUUCGGGUGAACAAUGACAAGUCUGCGCUUCUGCCCCUGGGGAGGAACCUGCGCAAGAAGCCAGACAAGUCGUCAGUCUUCUAA
This is a messenger RNA of Closterium sp. Yama58-4, 1152 nucleotides long. NCBI's taxonomy places the organism in Eukaryota, Viridiplantae, Streptophyta, Zygnematophyceae, Desmidiales, Closteriaceae. The record is from the annotation of a GenBank genome assembly.